This is a messenger RNA of Lineus longissimus, 1056 nucleotides long. RefSeq names its product 2-hydroxy-3-oxopropionate reductase-like. Gene Ontology annotation, cellular component: mitochondrion. The record is from RefSeq and is a predicted model, not a curated record. Lineage: Eukaryota; Metazoa; Nemertea; Pilidiophora; Heteronemertea; Lineidae. Gene Ontology annotation, biological process: L-valine catabolic process. The transcript has a single exon. Gene Ontology annotation, molecular function: 3-hydroxyisobutyrate dehydrogenase activity; NADP binding; NAD binding. Bases 1 to 1056 code for a protein of 351 amino acids.
AUGCACGCACUACGGACGGUCGUGUCUCGAAGCCUCUCGUCUCAAUGCAGACGUUUCGCGACAGCGGCCACUUCGGGAGAAAAGAAGUUGGAUAUUGGAGUAGUCGGUGCAGGACAGAUCGGUCGUGCGGUGUGUCUCGGAUUGCGGAAGAAGGGACAUAAUGUGAAAGUGUGUGAUCCGAACAGGGUGAACCAUUCUGAGUUGGUGAACAAUGGAGUGACAUGGCUUGCCAAGGCUAGAGAGGUGUGUGAGGGAGCUGAUGUGUUGAUAACGGCAGUACCGGCGCCGCCGCAUGUCCGUAAAGUAAUGGAGGAGGAGGGCGUGCUGGAGAACAUGAAGGACGGAGCGUGCUGGAUUGACCAUACCACCACAGACAAAGAUGAAACCAUGCGUCUAUCAGCCAUCGCCAAAUCACGUGGUUUGAACAUGUUGGAGGCUCCUUUGACUGGUGGGCUGGAGCUACUAAAGGCGGGUCAAAUGACAGUCUUGGUAGGUGGCGAUAAGCAGGUCCUUGACCGGUACGAGCGAAUAAUCAGGUCCUACACCGAGACUGUCCUGCAUAUGGGAGACAUUGGAACGGCUAGUGUUGUGAAGGUUCUCAGUAACAUGCUGGCUGGCGCCCAUACCGUCCUAAGUUCAGAGGCAGUCAUGAUGGCCAAGCGCCAUGGUGUAAACCUGCAAGCCUUCUUCGACGGGAUCCGAGCAUCGGCAGGUAAUUCGUACGUAUUUGAAACAGAGGUCCCCCUGAUGUUUAACGGUACCUACGACCCAGGGUUCAAAAUCGCUCUACAUAAUAAGGACUUUAGUCUUGGGCGGCAGUUAGCAAUGGAGGCAAAGGUUCCACUUGAGCUAAUGGGCCUGACCGAGCAGAUAUAUCUGCGUGCGAUGUACAAGUACGGCGAAGAUGUCGGAAGUUCCAUGCCGGCUAAGUUGCUUCCCGACGACCUGAACGAGGAACCCGAGGUCAAGGGGUAUGAAGGCUGGACGUACGAGAUUCAAAAGGUCGAAGGAGGUGGUAUAGCAGUUGUGCACAGAGGAGUGAAAAAAACUGAAUAG